This is a messenger RNA of Cladophialophora immunda, 3052 nucleotides long. RefSeq names its product pre-mRNA-splicing factor syf1. Gene Ontology annotation, cellular component: U2-type catalytic step 2 spliceosome; post-mRNA release spliceosomal complex; Prp19 complex. Gene Ontology annotation, biological process: mRNA splicing, via spliceosome; generation of catalytic spliceosome for first transesterification step. The coding region runs from base 16 to 2571 and encodes 851 amino acids. The record is from RefSeq and is a predicted model, not a curated record. Gene Ontology annotation, molecular function: protein binding. The transcript has a single exon. NCBI's taxonomy places the organism in Eukaryota, Fungi, Ascomycota, Eurotiomycetes, Chaetothyriales, Herpotrichiellaceae.
GCACGAACCACCGUCAUGCCUGGCAUUGUCCGCCAGUCGCAUAACAACUCGACGGUCGCCAUGAAAUCUCUCAAACCCGAUCUGUACCUUAUCGCAAACGAAGAUGCCAUCUACGAACAGGACAUCCUCCGAAAUCCCGGAAGCGUUCGACCAUGGCUCACUUACAUCGACUUCAAGAUGCGCAAUGGCACGAUCCACGAGCAGGCAUUCAUACAGGAGAGGGCAUGCCUACAAUUACCGCGAUCAUACAAGCUGUGGAAAAUGUAUCUGGAGUUCCGGAUCAAACACCUGAAAAAGAAAAACCCGGUCAAAUACAGGGCAGAGUUCAAUAAAGUCAACUCCCUCUUUGAAAGAGCCCUCAUUUUGUUGAACAAGAUGCCUGUCAUUUGGGAGAUGUACCUGAGCUUCCUCUUGCGACAACCCUAUGUCACCAAAACUCGAAGGACCUUUGACCGAGCACUCCGGGCUUUGCCAGCUACGCAACACAACAGAAUUUGGAAGCUCUAUAAAUCCUUUGCCAAUUCAGCCGGAGGAGAAACCGCAGUGAAGAUAUGGGCUCGCUAUGUCCAAGUGCACCCAGAAGACAUGGAAGACUAUAUCGAACUACUCAUCGAAACCGGGCAUUACCUGGAGGCAGUGAAAAGGUACACUCAGAUAUUGAACAACCCCAAGUUCAGGUCCAAGCACAUCAAAAGCGAGUUCCAGCUGUGGAACGAGAUGGUAGAACUCAUGGUCAACAAGGCUCGAGAAAUCGGUGAUAGCUCGGUUUCUGGUUUCGACCCUGAUACCAUUAUCCGAAGCGGCAUAGAACGAUUUGCCGACCAACGCGGAAAACUAUGGGCAGGCCUUGCAACCUACUGGAUCACCCGGGGAGAUUUCGAGAUGGCGAGAGAUGUUUUCGAGGAGGGCAUUACCACCGUGAUGACAGUGCGCGAUUUUACUAUGAUCUUUGACGCGUAUGUCGAGUUCGAAGAAUCUAUAUUGUCCACCCUGAUGGACGCUGCUUCCGCCCGUGCAGCCAAAGGAAUCGUCAACCCUGACAAGGACUUCGAGCUCGAUAUCAAAAUGAUGCGGUUUGAACAUUUGAUGGAUCGCAGACCCUUUCUGGUCAACGACGUCUUGUUACGGCAGAACCCCAAUAAUGUGGUCGAGUGGGAGAAACGGGUUGCUCUAUGGAACGACAACAAGCGAGAAAUUGUCCAGACAUACACAGAUGCAAUCGCAGCAGUCGCACCGAAAAAGGCGGUUGGCAAGUUCCACGAAUUGUGGCUGAACUACGCCAAAUUCUACGAAGAGGCUGGCGAUUUGGACACAGCUCGAAUCAUUCUCGACAAGGCGGUCAAAGUACCAUACAAAUCCGUCGCCGAGCUUGCAGACACGUGGAUUGGCUGGGCUGAGAUGGAGUUGAGGAACGAGAAUUUUGACGGCGCGAUGAAAGUCAUGGCUACAGCCACCAAAGCCCCGAAACGGAGCACGGUCGACUAUUUCGAUGAAACUCUCUCACCGCAGCAACGCGUGCACAAGUCCUGGAAAGUCUGGUCGUUCUAUGUGGACCUUGUCGAAUCGGUGGGCUCGCUGGAUGACACCAGGGCAGUCUAUGACCGCAUCUUCGAACUACGGAUCGCCACCCCACAAACUGUUGUCAAUUAUGCUAACCUUCUCGAAGAGCACGGCUAUUUUGAAGAGUCCUUCAAAGUCUAUGAGCGAGGACUGGACGUGUUUACCUAUCCAGUUGCAUUCGAGUUGUGGAACCUAUACCUGACAAAAGCCGUCGACCGCAAGAUUGGCAUUGAGCGCCUUCGAGACUUGUUCGAACAAGCAGUCGAACAAUGUCCUCCUCAAUUCGCUAAACCGAUCUACCUGAUGUACGGGAGUCUAGAGGAAGAGCGAGGGUUGGCCCGUUCAGCGAUGCGAAUCUACGAACGCGCCACCCGCGCCGUGAGCGACGAAGACCGGCUAUCGAUGUUCGAGUUCUACAUCACCAAAUCGGCCACAAACUUCGGAUUGACAUCUACGCGCCCAAUCUAUGAACGCGCCAUCGCCGCCCUGCCCGAUAAGGAGGCAAAGGCAAUGUGUCUCAAGUUUGCAGAGAUGGAGCGUCGUCUGGGAGAAAUCGAUCGCGCAAGAGCCAUAUACGGUCACGCAUCUCAGUUCGCAGAUCCAAGAGUGGACAAAGGGUUCUGGGAGACGUGGGAGAAAUUCGAGGUGGCUCAUGGAAACGAAGAUACGUUUAAAGAGAUGCUUCGAAUCAAGAGGUCGGUGGCCGCGCAGUUCAACACAGAUGUGGCGUUUAUCGCGAGUCAGGCAAUUGCGAGAGGGCAAGCUGCUGCCGCGGCUGCUGGCGAUGGUGAGGGCGCGGAAGCUGAGCGACGAAACGGGGAGGUGCAAGAUGCCAUGGCCGCAUUGGAGAGACAGGCCAGGGCACCGGUCGGCUUUGUCGCGGCGAGCACAGGACCCGAAGGUGGGAAUCGCGCGCCACCGCCGAAAUCAGUUGAUGGGAUGGACGACAAGCCUGACCAGGGAGUGGCGGCAAACCCGGAUGCCAUCGACGUCGACAUUGACGACGACUGAUACUUCCACGGCCCCGAGGAGAACUUGGUUGUUUUUUUCUUUCUUUUCUUCACAUGGGAAGCUGCGCGAGCUGCGACGAAACAUGGACCAUGAAACAUGAGCGAUUCUUUUGGUACUGGGAGGUUAUUAUUCAUUUUGACAAUGUGAACAAUACUUUGAGCCUGAGGCUUGAUCAGAUUCGGGAUACUUUAGCGGAGGGGAAUAGGCGGAGGAGGCCAUCUUUGAAGCAUCAGCGACGUGUUCUUGGUCUAGUUUAGGGACGUCUCUUCUUCACUCCAGCCCGGUGUAGGCAUCUCAAUCUUGCGCUUGAGCAGCUCGCUCGCUCUCUCAGUUACCUAGUCAAGCAGGCCACAGCCCUUGACUCUGCGAAUGAUGCAGAUUCGUCCUCGUCUGGCUCCAAUGGCAAGGACAGUCGAAGAUUUUAACUUGCCGCUUGUGAAAGACCACGAAGCUGUGCAAAUAAAUGUAUGUCCGAUUCAAU